AUGUCCGAGCUUCUCGAAUUCCUACGAAUGCACGAGGAAGCCUUCCGUAGUCGUUCCCGCCUAGCAUCUCUCUACUGCGACUUCCGCUACCAACGAUCCACGAACCCAGAUGGCUAUACCGCAAACUCAUCGGCGUGGUUGCGUGCUCUAUCUUCCGCGGCGAAAGCAGGCUUGAUCCCGGCCCCAGCUGGACAACAUGGAACCGAUAGAUUCGUGAUACAGAGUGGAGAAGAGCUGUUGAGAGAAUUGCAGACACAGGAAUUUGGAUGGCCACUCGCGCUGGGUGCCGUGCUAGAAGAUGCUGUCAAGAGGAAAGAGCUGAUACCGCUGAGGGAGUUUCUGGAUAGGAAGGAUAGUGUCUAUGCGAAGAGCUGGAUACCGAGUCCGCUGGAUGUCGUCAAAUGGGGGUUGAGACAGCUGGGUAUGCUGGGAGACGGGAGUAGUGCGCAGGAUCGGCUGGUGAGAGGGGAGUUUGUGGUCGUUGGGAAUGCCGAAACUGCUGCAAAAGCAGUACUAGAGGAGGCAUCACGAUCGGCUGUGUCAAAUACUAGCAGGGUCUUCUCCAAGGACUUGUUCAGUACCACAUUCGCAAAGACACUAUGCAUGGACACCAUCAGUCGCAACGACCUCGACGUCCUCCUCCGACACCUCCAACGCGACCGAUCAGCAAUCGCCUACAACGCAACCUCCGGCAUCAUCAAAUUCAAAGCCUCCAACGAACCCGACCCCUCCCCAAUCAACCCAGAAGACGAAUCAAUCGCCUCCCUUCGCACCCUCAUCUCCUCUCUCGAACCCCAAAUCGACGCCCUCACGACCCGCAUCUCCUCCCUCGACCUCACAGCCCGCACAGCAGUCUCGCAAAAACAACUCACCACCGCCAAAACCGCCCUCCGCCAGAAGAAACUCGCCGAUACCCGCCUCCAACAACGCACCUCAACUCUCGCCCAGCUCGAAGAUGUAUACGCCAAGAUCGAGCAAGCCGCAGACCAGGUCGAGAUUGUGAGGGUCAUGGAGGCUUCAGGGCAGGCAUUGAAGAGUUUGAAUAAGCAGACGGGUGGAGUGGAGAGGGUGCAGGAUGUUAUGGAGGGGUUGAGGGAGGAGAUGAUGAGUGUGGAGGAGAUUGGGGAGGCGAUUGGUGAGGUUGGGGUGGAAGGGGUUGAUGAGGGUGAGGUGGAGGAUGAGUUGGAGGCGUUGGAGAGGGUGGAGAGGGAGAAGCAGGAGGCUAUUGAGAAGGUGGAGAGCGAGAAGAAGGAAACUGUUGAGGAGGCAGAGAGGGAGAAGAGGGAGGCUGAAGAGGCUGAGGCGACGAGGUUGAGGUUGGCGGAGCUGGAUAAGGUGGGCGAAAAGACAGAAGCUGAGAAGGAGCCUGAGACGGAGCACGAACCGCGGACAGAUGCAGAGAAGAUAACAGCAUAG
Molecule: messenger RNA, 1416 nt
Organism: Fulvia fulva
Lineage: Eukaryota; Fungi; Ascomycota; Dothideomycetes; Mycosphaerellales; Mycosphaerellaceae
Exons: 2
Coding region: 1-1416 (471 amino acids)
Biological process (GO): vesicle budding from membrane; late endosome to vacuole transport via multivesicular body sorting pathway
Cellular component (GO): ESCRT III complex; multivesicular body; cytoplasmic side of plasma membrane
Source: RefSeq, a predicted model, not a curated record